AUGUUGGGAGUGGGAAUCAUUUCGACGUUCGCUGUUCUGUCCGCGAUUUGCAGCGGACAGGCCUCGGCUUACCGCCAUGCCGCUUAUGGCAGCCAUUCGCCUUCACAGGAUGUGGAAGACCGUGUUGUGCCAAGUACUGAACACACGCAUCAGCUUGGAUCCCAUGAAGCCGUGAUUAAAUCAAAUGGAGUGAACAACCAACAGACUGAUGUGAAGCAACAUGGUGUAGAAAGGUCUAGAAAGCAUAGUAGACGUACAUUGUCUAAUUCGAGAUCUCUGGACUCACUAUCAAAUUAUGAAAGGCGAGGAAUCCAUCGCCAUUCCAACAUGUCUGGUGCAGGGAAGGACUACAUUAUCGCAUUGGAAGCUAUGCCUCGUCUAUCCAACACAACAUGGAAUAAGAAACUUGCUGCAUUUGUUAAGCAAUUGGUUCAGGCUCUUUCUUACCUCAACGGGAGAAAUCGCCUAUCAUUGGUGACAUUUAAUAGCACAAGCGAAAAAUGGUUGGACAGAGGUUUUAUAAACAAGGAUACGGUAACGUCAGUGAGCAAACGAAUCGACAAGAUGUUUGAAUCUAUGUCCAAUGCCGAAGAAAGCAAGCCCGGAGAAGCUUUGAAAUUUCUUCGUGAAUCUGUUUACCACAAUGCCAACAAAUACCUAUUAAAUGAUAAGACCACGGAAUUAAACCUUAACUCUGCUGCCGGCAAGGACACCGUAGUGUUUAUCGUUACAAGUGGUGCCGCAAGUGACAAGGAAUUAGCAGUACGGGAAGCAUUCGAUGCCCGUCGCAACGGGGUUACGUUGUUUGUAAUUGAGAUGGGAACGAGAUGCGAGAAGUUUUGGGCUACUGUUGUGGGUUGCCGACAACAUUUCAGCUGCCCACAGUACGUUACAACACACAAGAAAGAUUUGUUGAGUAAAGUCGAACAAGUUAUGAAACAAGUCAGGUCUCAGAGGAGAAGGGAUGCCAUAUGUCACGAGAAUUGGUCAGAAUACUCUCCUUGCAGUGAGCCAUGCGGUACCGGAAUUAAAACGUCAAAGCUUAUUAGUUUUAACACAUUGCUUACCCCCAGCAAUGGCAACGGAGAGAUCAAGGGACGUACGUGUGAGAAACAAUUGCAGAACGUGAAGAACAAGUACCCAUCAAUGAUCGAUGAGGACUUUGAUUUCAUCGAUGAGCAAGAUGACGAAGAUUUCGACGAUUUGUAUGAAGAUGAGGGGUAUGAAGAUCAGGAAGAGCAAGGGCUGAAUGAAGACGAGACUGGAGAUGCAUAUGAAGAUAUAUGGGAGGGUCGUGAUGAGCACAAGCAGCAAGAUUACCUGACUGAUGAUAAAGAUGCGGAUGAUACAUAUGGGGAACGUGAAGCGCAGGAGCUGCAUAACUACCUGACCGAAGAGACAGAUGAUAAUAAGGCAAAGCGCAAGGAGUAUCCCGGUGGUCACCAAGAGGUGCAUAGCCAGGAGUUUGAGAUGGAUGAUGAUGACCUUGAGCUGCAGCUGUCACCCGGAUCCGCGACGUUUGAGAGUUUGAAGGUCAAAUCGGAGUGGUAUGAGCCUGGCGUGCGUGGAGGUGCGAUUAAACCAUUAGUUCCGCAGGAAGAAGUUAACCUCAAAAAAAUGAGGAUUGCAAACAUAUAUAAGAAGACGCCCCCACCGACGCACAUCCCCAAGUUGUACGACGAUGACAAGGGUAUAGAGGAUAUGCUUCGGUACGCACCAGUUGCAAACCGCAGGAUUGGCCAAUGCCAGUGGUUGGGUAAGGAUUACGUUGUUGCCUUGGAUGACAGUGCACACCUCCACAACGCAGAGGAGCACAACAAAAUCCGCUCCUUUGUGAAGUUGCUUGCGUAUGCACUUUCCGCAACGAUAGGUACCAACACACUCUCGCUGGUGAGCUACAACAAAACCGCCAGGGAAGUGCUGGGCAGGACCAUCAUUGAUAAGGACAACAUCAGGUCCGUGGGAGAAAAGAUUGACGGCAUGUUUGACUCUAAGAACAGUGCUGACGAGGCUAAUCCUGGGGAGGCUUUGAAGUUCCUGCGUGAGUCAAUAUAUCAGGAUCCUGAAGAAUACCUAGUAAAUGACAAGGAGACCGAGUUGCGUUUUGUCCAUGCGCCAGGAAUUGACACGAUCGUGUUCCUCAUAACCACCGGAGCAGUUGCUGACAAAGACUUGGCUCGCGAUGAGGCUUUCAACGCACGCCGCAAUGGUGUAACCCUGUUCGUUGUGGAGAUUGGGAAGGAGUCGGAGCGAUUCUGGCCCAGUGCUAUGGGAUGCCGGUACUACUACUCCUGCCCUAAGUAUAUUUCUACGAGUGCGUCGGGAAUAAUGGGUACUAUUGGCCGUGUGAUAAAAGGCGUCUGCCGUCAUGAUGGUAGGGAUGCGGUGUGCCUCGAGGAAUGGUCUGAAUUCUCACCUUGCAGCAAGACGUGCGGUACUGGCGUUCAAACUGCAACCCUUCUGGGUUUCACGGAGUUGCUGAGUCCCAGCAAUGGUGAGGGUGAAGGCAGGGGUCGUAGCUGUGAGGACCUAUUGGAGAAUGUGAAGGUGAAGCAGGUGUUGUGUAACACGCAGCGUUGCGACACGGAAACAUCCCCCGAUGCCGCUGUAGGAGGUGUGGCUGAGGGCCUGCCUGAAAACCGCGUAAGCGGCGGUGAGGUUCAUGGCGAGGAGCAUGCCGUAUCCGGUGCUCACAGGACCGAGGAAAUAGCAGUGUCCGAUGGCGGCCAUCAUGUGGAAGACAGAUUGCUGAGUGAAGACUCCCUUGUGUCGAGUGAACCAUCGGUGGUCACUGAGCCGAAGGAAGUCGCAAUUCCAGAAGAAGCGGUAACUCGCGAUACUAAAGGCUUGGGUGAGGAUCUCGAGAGCACGGAGGAGGAGGUGCACGCACGAGCUGAACCUCAGGUUGAUGUGUCCACUAACGAGAGUGACCAUCACAGCCAGUCCACCGUGGGAAGCGUCAGCGAGCACAGUGCCCAUGAAGAGGUGGGAGGCCGCUCCGCAUUGGACUCAUUGAGCGGUGAAGCGGGCCGCGCUCGUACCCAUGGUAGCAGUGUCAGUGAUAGGCAACUGUCUACCGGCAGCACCCACGACCGACAGGUGAGCGGAAGCCAUGCUUUAGUUCCGGAUGUUAUAUCGUCGGUGUUGCCAACUCAGGAGGGUGAUGGUAUUAGCAACCCGGAGGAAGGCCAGUCAUCCAAAGCAAUUGACGAGCCCCAGCCAACGCAGGCGGAGCAACGUGAAAACGACAUAACUGGCCAACACCAAUUCACAAGCCCUGCAUCACACACGAGCGGCAGCACAACCCAUGGCUUUGAAGGUGGUCAUCGCAAUGUUCAGUACCAGGAUGAUUCACAACGUCGUCAGAAUGUGACCGGUCCCACCCAUGUAGGAACCAAGGACGUGCAUCACAACAUUCCCGGCAGAACGGACUCUGAGAGCGAUCUGCAGCAGGGUACAAAGGGUGAGGAGAGGAAAGAGAUGACUGAAACACAGCACUUCGGCACCGAUGUCACUAUGCGUACCGACGACAGCGCAACACACGGCAUUGAAACAGCUCAGGAAACUGCCCAUCACGAGGACAAGCCUCAGGACCAUGGAUAUGCGUCUGAUCCCUCACAUGGCCACACCAACCCUCCGUAUCACAGCAUUGCCGGCCGGCAGGCUAAGGGCGACGUCCACUCGCACGCAGAGCAUGAGGGCAGCCACGAGCAGGAUGAUUCGAAGCGCACCGGUGCUGGCACUGGCACCGUUGUCAUGAUGAGUGCCGCUGGCAGCGCCCUGCUUGUAUUAGUAGCAGCCGCAGUUUUCCGCCGUUACGCAUCGGAUAUGAAUGGUGUUGUGGUAGCAGAGGAGAGUGAGUUUUUGAGUGGCGAAAGCGGCGGCAAGACUGAGGAAGCGGAAACAUACAGAGUUACCGAUGCAAGCGACAAUAUUUGGAUGUGA
Babesia ovata is the source of this 3945-nucleotide messenger RNA. Its product is annotated as thrombospondin-related adhesive protein, putative. NCBI's taxonomy places the organism in Eukaryota, Apicomplexa, Aconoidasida, Piroplasmida, Babesiidae. Bases 1 to 3945 code for a protein of 1314 amino acids. The transcript has 2 exons. The record is from RefSeq and is a predicted model, not a curated record.